AUGGCGCAAACGGUAGAAGUAAAGCCUCCGACACCGCUGGCGAUCGUCGGACUGUCCUUCAAACUGCCCCAAGAUGCCGUCACCCCGGAGUCCUUCUGGCAGAUGCUCGUGGAGCGACGAUGCGCCUCGACCGACUUCCCGCCGGACCGACUGAACAUCGACACGCACCACCGCGCAGACACCGAUCGCCUGGACGCGCUGUCCAUGCGCGGGGCGCAUUUCCUGACGGAGGAUCUCCGCCGCUUUGAUGCGCCGUUCUUCUCCAUCACCGCCGCCGAGGCCGAGGCGAUGGAGCCGCCGCAGCGGUUGAUCCUUGAGACCGCGUUCCACGCGCUGGAAAACGCGGGGAUCCCGUUGCAGCGCAUCGCGAAGUCUCGAACCGCAGUAUUUACGGGCUCGUCCGGCCAUGACUGGCUGAUGUCGCGGGCGAAGGAUCCCCUGCACCAGCAUAAAUACGAUAUCACGGGGACGACGGGCAACAUGCUCGCCAACCGCGUCAGUUGGUUCUUUGAUCUGACGGGGCCCAGUGCGACCGUCGACACGGCCUGUUCGAGUAGUUUGAUGGCGAUCGACAUGACGUGUCAGUCGAUCUGGAGCGGCCAGGCGACGAUGGGCAUGGCGAUCGGAAGCAAUCUCCUGCUGGCAGCUGAGGUAACGCAGAUGAUGGAUAACCUGGGUCUGCUGUCGAAGGACAGUCGGUGCUUCAGUUUCGACGACCGUGCCAAUGGGUACUCGCGCGGUGAAGGUGUGGGGGUGCUGGUUAUCAAGACCGUGGAGGACGCUGUGCGCGACGGGGACGUCAUUCGAGCAGUGAUUCGAUCCUCAGCUUCGAAUCAGGACGGCAAGACGCCGGGCAUCACCCAGCCCAGCGCGGAAAUGCAGGCAGCGUUGAUUCGCGAGACCUACGUCAACGCAGGACUGGAUAUCGGGCAGACGCGGUAUUUUGAAGCACACGGGACUGGCACCGCCGUGGGCGAUCCCAUCGAGACCAGGGCUAUUGGUUCCGUUUUCCGACUGCAUCGCUCGCCGGACGAGCCGUUGUACAUAGGAUCCGUGAAGUCGAAUAUCGGCCACCUCGAGGGUGCAAGUGGUAUCGCCGGGAUGAUAAAGGUCAUUCUGGCGCUGGAGAAGGGCAUCAUUCCGCCAAACAGUGAGAACCUGCAGACCCUGAAUCCGCGAAUUGAUGACGAGUUCUGGAAUAUCAAAUUUCCUCAAGAAGCCCUACCGUGGCCAACGGGCGAUGUGCGACGUGCUUCCAUCAGCUCAUUUGGCUAUGGAGGCUCAAACACACAUAUUGUCCUAGAUGACGCCUAUCACUACCUCCAACUCAACCAACUGGAAGGGAACCAUAACACAAUGCCACCGCUUGCCUCGGCUCGCACCAACGGUACGACUCAGAACGGGGUCCACCAACAAGUAUCGAACGGCACCAAUGGAGUUGCGAGGUCCUUGACUAAUUCGCCGAAGCUCCUCGUCUGGUCUGCGGCGGAUGAAGCGGGUAUCCCGCGCCUUCAGCAAAGUUGGAGUUCCUUCUUUUCCAAAUCAGUCGAGGAUAAGUAUCCCUUCCUUAAGAGCCUAUCACAUACCCUAGCCUCACGAAGGACUCACCUACCGUGGCGAACCUUUGCCGUAGCUCGGCCAUCGGACGACCUGGGAGCAGUGACUGAGCGUUUUUCCGGAGCUGUUCAGUCGCGGGAGUCUCCCAACCUUGCCAUGAUCUUCUCUGGCCAAGGAGCGCAGUGGUACGGGAUGGGACGCGAGCUACUCCACACGUAUCCUGCAUUCCGUCAAAGCAUCGAAGAGGCCGGAGAAUAUCUCCGGAAUCUAGGAUGCGAAUGGGAUCCCGUUGAUGAGCUCCAGCGAAUCGAAAGCGAAUCGAACGUGAAUCGCACUGAGUACAGCCAGAUUCUGUGCACAAUUCUCCAGGUAGCUCUGGUGGACCUGCUGCGGUCGUUCAACAUUGUACCCAAAGCCGUACUCGGCCACUCUUCUGGUGAGGUUGCCGCGGCAUACUGUUCCCGCGGGAUAUCCCGCCGUUCGGCCUGGAAGGUCUCGUACUUCCGAGGCAAUAUGAGCAGUCGGCUGGAGAAAAGCGCACAGAUGAAAGGGUCCAUGCUGGCUGUCGCCCUCUCCGAAAAGGAGGUGUUGCCGUACAUUGAAGCAGUGAGCGCCGCGUUUGAGGUUCAACGACUGACCGUUGGCUGCAUCAACAGUCCCAAGAGCGUGACCGUCUCUGGAGAAGGGGUGCAACUCGACGCACUCAAGGCUCGACUGGACCUGGAUAAGGUCUUCUGUCGCAGGCUCAAGGUUAACUUGGCUUAUCACUCCGUCCAGAUGAAGGAAAUCGCGGCCCAGUAUCUGGAAGCUCUUGGCGAGCUGGAGGGUGACCCUUCAGAGCCGCACACCCGGCCUCAGAUGGUCUCAUCCAUCACCGGUGACUGGAUCGACCCCGACGAGCCGCGUCAGGCUUCUCACUGGGUUAGGAAUAUGAUAUCGCCGGUGCGCUUCUCCGAUGGACUCGCCACGCUCUGCUCCGCCUCAUCCAACCCUACGAAUUCGCUGGACGGCAGCCACCGACGGAAACGCAAGAUCGAUCACCUGCUGGAAGUCGGGCCUCAUUCAGUACUGCAGGGUGCCUGCAAGGAUAUCCUGAAAGACAUCGGCAAGAGCUCUUCCAUCAAAUACCUGUCUUUGCUGGUGCGUAACAUGUCCGCCGUGGAUACCGCUUUUUCAGUGUUCGGUGAUCUGUAUACCGCAGGAUAUCCCAUCGACUUGACCCUGGUCAACCAGGACGAUUCAACAUGUCGAGCUCUGCCAGAUCUGCCUGAAUAUCCCUUCAACCACGAGAAAGUCUACUGGUACGAGAGCAAAAUAAGUAAAGGUCACCGUCUGCGACGAUUCGCUCGGAACGACCUCUUAGGGUUGGCGGAUCAGAACCAGAACCCGCUGGAAGCGCGGUGGAGGAAUAUUAUCCGGGUGUCUGAAAUGCCCUGGGUCCAGGAUCACAAGAUUAAUGGAACGAUCCUCUACCCUGGAGCAGGGAUGGUGGUCAUGGCCAUCGAGGCAGCCAAGCAGCUGGCGGAUCCAAGCAGGCCGAUCUCCGGCUUCAAUGUACGAGAUGUCGCCUUCCGCGCGGCCAUUCGGGUGCCAUCGGGGGCACAAGGCAUUGAGACCAAUUUUCAUCUUCGGCCUGCCAAGAAUAUGGAAUCGAAACGGUCCGGCUGGUUUGACUUCAACGUCUGCACGUUCGAGAACGAGGCCUGGAUCGAUAACUGCACAGGCUCCGUUCAGAUUGUCUAUGGCGAUAAGGAAGAGGAGAUGGAGAAAGCGCUCGCAGUUGAGCUGCAGGCCGCUCAGCGGGACGCUUACUCGGCGGCAGCACAAACGUCUAAACUGGCCAUGGGGGGGGAGAAGUUGUAUCAUACCUUGGAGGAUUCAGGCUAUGGCUACGGUCCGGCUUUCCAACUGGUGCAAGAGCUUUCCCAGGGCAGAGCGGAGGCAGAGGUGACUGCUCUGGUCCAGAACUUCUCGACAUUCUUGGGAGAGACGAUCCACCCAACAACACUGGAUGCCAUCCUUCAAACAGCUAUCUGGGCAGCAGUACCCUCGGAAACGGAUAGGAUCCCAACUGCGGUGCCGACCUACAUUGAGACGUUAUGGGUCGAUAGCCACGCGCUGCCAUCCACGGUGCUCAAGGUCCAUGGCACAUGCUGCGAGGUGUCGCAAUUCAUUGGCCCAUCUUCGAACAUCGUUGUACUUGACGACAAGUUGCAAAAGACCUUAGUGUCCGUGGCUGGGUUGCGUAUGAACAUCGUUGACACGCCAGGUCUGACUGACGGGGUCGAUGAGUCUGCGAAUAACCUCUGUCAUCAAAUCGAGUGGAAGCCAGAUUUGAUGUUGCUGAGCAAUGCGGAGAUUGCCGGUUUAUGCAGUACUGCAUCUGCUGAUGCGAUCGACCACGAAAGCUUUUAUGAAGACCUGGAUAUUGUGCUCGCAGCACGAGGGACAGAAACACUCUCUGCCUUGGUAGAGACAGGGUUCCAGCCAACAAAUCCGAAGCUCAAGAAGUACCACACCUGGCUGAUCCACCACCAGCACAUGGUCUCCCUGGGUGUUGCCAGCCAAAUGACCAACCCAUCGUAUAUUGAGGAGGCCGAGAAUCGAAUUCUAGGCAGCAAACAGGGCUAUAUGUACGCCACAGUCGCUCGCAAUCUAACAAAACUCCUGACUGGGGAGCUGGAUCCGUCCAGUCUGUUUGAAGGGGAUAUGCUGAAGGCAGCGUAUCGGGAAAAUGUCGCUGAAUCGCACGGCAUCCGGGGCCUGAGCAAAUACCUUGAUCUGCUGGCUCAUCGCCUUCCCAAGAUGAAGAUCCUGGAGUUAGGGGCAGAUGCUGGAACUGUAACGGAAAUAAUUCUGGCUACAUUGGGAGGGGAUGCAAGUGACAGACGAUACGCACACUUGGACUUCACUGAUGCGUCGCCUGAAAGCAUCGCUGCAGCCAAGGAUCGGUUCGCCUCGGAAGCCGAGCACAUGGGAUUCAAUGUGCUCGACAUUGAACAAGACCCGGCCACGCAAGGUGUUGAGUGUGGCACGUAUGAUGUGGUCGUGGCCUCGAUGGUCUUUCAUAAAACAGCAAGUUUGCGAAAGGCAUUGCAGAAUGCGCGGAGGCUGCUCAAACCAGACGGCAAGCUAGUUGUGUACGAAGGAGUCGUUCCUGAGUGCCGGUCGACAUUUGUGUCCAGUCUAUUUGAGCAAUGGUGGCAAGAUUCGGAGCCUCAUUGCAACUCGUCCCGGUACGUGGACGAAGGUCAAUGGGACGAAAUCCUCCGACAGGUUGGAUAUUCUGGGGUGGAUGUCUCGUUACCCGACUUCGACAGCGAGCGUUGGCACGAAUGCAGCUUGAUGAUUUCGACAGCGGUCGAAAACAAGCACGAAACGCGUGCGGUGACAGAGAUCGAGGUAGUGUACGAUUCUAAGGAACCCGACCAGGAACACCUGGCACAUACCAUUACCAAACAAUGCGAGAGUAUUGGAUGCACGCAGGUUCGAAGCGUCUCGCUUGAGGAAACCAUCAGCCAUCAGAAAGACACCGAAUCGCUUCGAGUUUUCGUCAUCGAGCUCCAGCGUCCGGUGUGGACAGACAUCCAACCUGAGCUGUAUAAAAAGCUUCAGAGUUGUCUUUCAUCGGCAUCUCAGGUGCUGUGGGUCAACCAAGGAGGGGGUGUCUUGCCAACCAAACCGCAUUUCCGUCUAGUUGAAGGAUUGUUCCGCGUCUUGAUGGAAGAGGAUAGCCGGCGCAAUCUGCACCUUCUUUGCUUGGAGCCCGAAAAACCAUUGAGCCAAGUGGCGCAGCAUGUGGCGAAUCUAGCUCGUUUUCUGGCUUCGCCAGCUGCGAAGGGUGCAGAUACAGAGUACAUUGAACAAAGCGAUAUGCUUCACAUCCCUCGUAUCGUGACACCCGCGCAACUCAACGAAACGGUAUCACGCAAAGCCAGCUCUCAGCAGCGCGCAGUGCAGAAGUUUGAGUGCCAAAUCCCCUUGCAAUUAGACGCUUCUUCGCCUGGACUGAUCAGCGGCUUUCAGUUCUUGGAAAAUGCCACAGCGUACCGACAGCUCAAGCCAGAUGAGAUUGAGAUACAGGUCAAGUGCGCAGGCGUGAACUUCCGCGACGUACUAAUUGCUGUAGGCCAACUGAAGGCCACGCACACUGGCUCCGAGUGCUCGGGGAUUGUCAGCCGAGUGGGCGACGCUGUCUCCAAAUUCCGGGUCGGAGAUGCAGUUGCUGCCCUCGGCGACGGAUGUUUUGCCACCUCGAUCCGGGUUCACGAGGAUGGGCCCGUUGUGAAAAUUCCCCCUGGCAUCUCUUUCCCCGAGGCUGCAGCGAUUCCGGUGAACUACGCCACCGCAUACGUAGCUUUGCACGAUGUUGCGCGCAUCCAGGCCGGCGAAUCGGUCUUGAUCCAUUCGGGAACUGGCGGCACCGGACAAGCGGCGAUUCAAAUCGCAAAGAACGCGGGGGCUACCAUCUUUGCGACGGUCGGCUCUCAGAGCAAGAAGCAAUUUCUCAUCGACACUUAUCAGAUUCCAGAGACGCACAUCUUCUCCAGUCGAACCACUUUGUUCGCGCAAGCCAUUCAGCACCGCACGGGCGGCAAAGGGGUGGAUAUCAUCCUGAACUCGCUGGCUGGAGAGAGUCUACUGGCUUCGUGGGAAUGCAUAGCGCCGUAUGGCAGAUUCCUUGAGAUCGGCAAGCGGGACAUACUAUCUAAUCAUAGGCUGCCUAUGUCUCAAUUUCUUCGCAAUGUCACCUACAGUGGCGUGGACCUCGCCGCCAUGUCGGUGGAGAGACCCGAAAUUUGUGCCGCUGCUCUUGACAAGAUCUUCGCGUCCAUGCAGCAAGGAAAGCUGCACCCCUCGCAGCCCAUCCGUCGACAUGGAGUGGGUGAGAUCGAGAAAGCCUUCCGAAUCAUGCAGGGCGGACAGCAUGUCGGUAAAAUGGUUUUGGAAAUGCGCCCCGAUGACGAAGUGAUGACGAUUUUGAAUACCAAGCCAACGUACUUUUUGGAUCCCGACUCUACAUUUGUCAUCUGCGGAGGCUUGGGAGGACUGGGGAGCAACAUUGCCCAUUGGUUCGCGGAUCGAGGUGCACGCCACCUUCUGUUGCUGUCACGCUCCGGAGGACAAAGCGAGAGAGGCCGUGUGCUCGUGGAGCAACUGCAAACACGAGGCGUCCAAGUCCUAGCCCCAGCCUGUGAUGUUUCGGAUGAAGUGCCGCUGCAAAACACCCUCCAGCUAUGCAGGUCUCAGAUGCCUCCAAUCCGGGGAUGUCUCAACGCGGCCAUGGUGUUGCGAGAUGCGUUGUUCGAGAACAUCUCUCAUCAAGCGUGGCACGAGUCCCUCGCCCCCAAAGUGCAAGGGUCAUGGAACCUCCACCGUCACCUUCCGCAGGGUAUGGACUUCUUCAUCAUGUUGUCCUCCAUUUCAGGGAUCGUCGGGACCACGGGGCAGGCCAACUACGCGGCGGGCAACGCCUUCCAGGAUGCGCUGGCACGUCAUCGGGUGGCGCUUGGGGAGAAGGCGACUGCGCUGGAUCUGGGAGUGUUCGACUUUGCCGGGGCGGUGGCUGAGGACGCGCAGCUGCGGGAUAUGUUGAUCGCAAGUAUGGGGUUGGAACCGGUGACUGAACCUCAACUCCACGCGCUCUUGGACUAUUACUGUGAUCCUCAGGUCAGUCUAGACAAGGCCUCGGACUGCCAAGUCACCGUGGGAUUGUCUCCCAAUGCGACGCAGGCGAUGUGGCUGAAGAAGCCAAUGUUCGGGCAUCUCACCGUCCACGAACGAGCGGGUGGCAGUGCGGGCGCGAGCGACUCGAUCGCGAGCGCGUUGCAACGGGCGGAGUCGCUGGCCAGCGCUCAUGCAGUGGCCAGGGAAGCUAUCGCGGAGAAGCUAUCGAAAGCGCUGUCGAUUGCGGCGUCGGACAUUGAUGCGAGCAAGCCGUUACAUCAGUAUGGGGUGGACUCGCUGGUGGCGGUCGAGCUGCGGAGCUGGUUUGCGAAGGAGUUGCAAUCGGAGAUGGCGGUAUUCGACAUCUUGGGUGGGGCCACGUUGACCUCGGUGGCUCAGAUGGCUACUAUCGCUGGCCUCAGUGAUGCUGGGGUUGCGCGGACAGGGGUCGAUUACGACCUCGUGCGAUUCAGGGACUUGGUGGACGUCACCGCAGACUCCUUGCACAACAUCCAUCUGGAAUUUCUCGAUCAUGAAUUUGCAGGCCCCCUGCGAGUCGUGUAUGGAGACUGCAACCUCCGCGACCCCUCCCAGAGCCACCACGAUAUCACCAGCGUGUUUGUACAACGAGAUGCCCGACCCGGGCGACUGGUCUGGAUCACUCCGUCCGACGCUCCUCAUUUACACUGCCUGCAUGCAUUCUCGGGGAAUUCUCUGGUCGGUCGCUCUGCGCCCGUCUCAAUUGCCAAGCGCGUCGACAAACGAGAGAGCAUCGCCGAUGUGGCCGACAUGGAGGGCCCCUGGUUUGAUGGGGUCGCAUACAUGAAGUCUAAGACCGAGGACGCAUCGUUGGUCGCCAAAGCUAAGAACACCUCGGUCGCUAUCCUCGGAGGUGGCAUGUCCGGCUUGAUGACAAGCUUGCUCCUCGAGUCGGUCAGGAUCCAUGACUGGCACAUCUUCGAGUCCUCCGGCAGGAUCGGCGGCCGCAUUCGCACCAAAUACCUCAACAACACGCGCCCCGACCAAUACCAGUACCAGGAGAUGGGCCCGAUGCGAUUCCCUGUCAGCAUUACCUAUUCCGACACGAACGAGACACUUGAGAUCAUGGACCACCGGAUGGUGUUUCAACUGGCCGGGGCUCUGAACCAGAUGAACGUCGACGAGCCUGAGCUUCAGGUCAACUUCAUUCCUUGGCACCAGAGCACCCCCAAUGUGCCUGCCGACUCGGGAGGUGUCCGUCUCCCGGACGGCCGCAUCCCCACCGCCGCAGACGUCGCCGCCAACUCAUCCUUAGUCUACACGGCUGCCUCGUCAAACGCUACGGCUGUUGCCGAUGCAAAAGCCGCCUAUGACAAUUAUACGACGAUCGACUCGCGCGAGACCAUCGCUCAGAUUGCCAUGAACAUGUACAAGAUGCACCGCUGGGCUGUGGACAACAACAUGUUUCACUGGUCGGAGGCCGGAUACCUGCAAUACGCUCUUGGAUAUAAUGCCAACAUCAGCGACUAUGUUGCCGGAACCACCGACUCUCCCAUCUGGGGGGACCUAUAUGACGACGUGUACUUCGCCGCCACGGAAUGGCGCACCAUCGACAAGGGUCUCGAAUCCCUGCCUCGCGCCUUUUAUCCGCAUGUCUCGGACCGACUGACCCUGAACCGCACGAUCAGCGGACUCACGUAUAAUGAAACCUCCGGGAAGAUCGGAGUCUCCUGGCGGGACGAUCUGUUCGCAAUGACGCCCACGACGAAGGAGUAUGAUUACGCCGUCGUGGCUGCGCCGUUCAGCAAAGUGCGACUCUGGGAACUGCCCCGGUACUCCUCGUUGCUCAGCCGCGCCAUCUCAACGCUCAACUACGAUCCGGCCUGUAAGAUGGCGCUGCUCUACAAGACUCGCUUCUGGGAGCACCUGGAUGAACCCAUCUACGGUGGCUGCGGCUCGGUCGAUGUGGCCGGGGUGGGUAGCGUUUGCUACCCGUCCUACGACCUCAACGGCACCGGGCCAGGCGUGAUCCUGGCUUCGUACAUCUCCGGCACGGAGGCGCGCUCCACUGCGGCGCUGAGCGAGGAAGAGCACGUUGCGCUUGUCCAGCGGACGAUGGUGGAAGUUCACGGCGAGAUCGCGGCAGAGCAAUUCACCGGCAUCUACGACCGCCAGUGUUGGGAGGUUGAUCAGCACCAGGCGGGUGCAUGGGCGGAUCCGUUGGUCGGACAGCAGGAGUUGUACCUUCCGGCUUACUACCAGACGGAAUUCAAGACGAUCUUCAUCGGAGAGCACACCAGUUAUACCCAUGCGUGGAUCUUCUCUGCCCUGGACUCGGCUGUCCGCGGCACGACGCAAUUGCUGCUGGAUCUGGGACUGGUGGAUGAGGCCAAGUCGAUUGUGAAUGAGUGGAUGGGUCGGUGGAUUAAGUUGUAAAGGCGGAGUAUGCCCUUGUAUGCUCCAGUGUAUGCUACAAUGUAUGCUCACUUGUGAUGUCGAAGUCUCUCAGGACUGUGCAAUGAAGAUAUUAGAAACACUUU
Messenger RNA from Aspergillus aculeatinus CBS 121060, 9743 nucleotides. RefSeq lists its product as uncharacterized. Gene Ontology annotation, biological process: secondary metabolite biosynthetic process; fatty acid biosynthetic process. The coding region runs from base 1 to 9639 and encodes 3212 amino acids. The transcript is spliced from 16 exons. Lineage: Eukaryota; Fungi; Ascomycota; Eurotiomycetes; Eurotiales; Aspergillaceae. Gene Ontology annotation, molecular function: 3-oxoacyl-[acyl-carrier-protein] synthase activity; oxidoreductase activity; fatty acid synthase activity. The record is from RefSeq and is a predicted model, not a curated record.